Ailuropoda melanoleuca (giant panda) is the source of this 3300-nucleotide messenger RNA. It is a transcript of the gene HPGDS, whose product is annotated as hematopoietic prostaglandin D synthase. Gene Ontology annotation, molecular function: glutathione transferase activity. The transcript has 6 exons. Bases 316 to 915 code for a protein of 199 amino acids. NCBI's taxonomy places the organism in Eukaryota, Metazoa, Chordata, Mammalia, Carnivora, Ursidae. Gene Ontology annotation, biological process: glutathione metabolic process. The record is from RefSeq and is a predicted model, not a curated record.
CAGCGUGUGGAAAGCAGCGCUGGCAGGAGAAAAGGCAGAUAAUGCGUGAGGAGCGUUCACGCUGCCUUUCCCGCUCUAUCGUCCCCGCGUUCACGCAGACGGUUGACUCAGCUCGUUUCAUCGAGAGGAUGAAGCGGGGUAAAAGUACAAGUUGUUUGGCAACUGCUUCCCUUUCUGGCUUUUAGCUCCAAGGCCUACCGUCGGAGACGGCAAGGACUGUUGCGCAGACUCUGGCGAAGGGAAACCGCCCUCCCAACCGACAGACCGCUAAUAGCGGCAAUUAACCAUCGCACCCGUCACCUCUGGAAUCACACCAUGCCAAACUACAAACUCAUUUAUUUUAAUAUGAGGGGGAGAGCUGAAAUAAUUCGUUACAUAUUUGCUUAUUUGGACAUAAAAUAUGAAGACCACAGAAUAGAACAAGCUGAUUGGCCUGAAGUCAAAUCAACUCUUCCAUUUGGUAAAAUCCCCAUUUUGGAAGUCGAUGGACUUAAACUUCACCAGAGCCUAGCAAUAGCAAGAUACCUGACCAAAAACACAGAUUUGGCUGGAAACACAGAAUUGGAACAAUGUCAAGUUGAUGCGAUUGUGGACACACUGGACGAUUUCAUGUCACGUUUUCCUUGGGCAGAGAAAAAACAGGAUAUAAAAAAUCAGAUGUUUAAUGAGCUAAUUGCAUAUGAUGGACCUCAUCUGUUGCAAGAUUUGGACACAUACUUAGGGGAAAAGGAGUGGCUUGUUGGUAACUCUGUAACUUGGGCAGAUUUCUACUGGGAAAUUUGCAGUACCACACUUUUGGUCUUUAAACCUCACUUGCUGGACAUCCAUCCCAGGUUGGUAACAUUGCGGAAGAAAGUUCAAGCCAUUCCUGCCAUCGCUGACUGGAUCCAACGAAGGCCCCAAACCAAACUCUAGGUAAUACGAGCUGCCUGUACGCUUUGUUCUUCACAGCAUGGCUUCCAUCAGAUAAGACGCUACACCAGCCUGCCACGUUAAAUCUACACAGUCCCCCCCCCAGCUCGACCACGUCUUUCACUUUUGCCAUAUUCUGCUUUAAAAAAAAAAAGGAAAAAAGAGGUUUGGGAAAAAGCACUUAGUUUCAAGUAUCCUUUUUGCCCCACCCCCCUUUCCCUUAGAAUAAUUUCACAUCAUUUACAACUGAGGAAAAGGUUUACAAUACAGGCAGGGCUCACGUUUCAUGGGUUUCGAUAUGCAUGGAUUUCAGUCACAAUGGUUAAAGAACAUAUACAUUUCCCCCCAGAAUGGUUUGGAGUUAAGCUGUACUUGCAUAAAGUAUUAACGUUGCUGCUAGCUCUGUGGUCCCCAAAUCACUAUGUAUAACAGACGCACUUCAUGACCAGUGACCAAUCACAUCACUUCUUUCGAAGUCUGUUAGCGCUUGGUCACAGCAGCGUGUAGCUGCAUUGCCUGCUUGUUUCUCAGUGAUAAGCCCACUCAGAAAUUUUUAAAAAGUGGAUAACUGAAAAAGGGAAUUCAUCAACAAAGAUGAAAGUACAAUAAAGAAAUGAAAAGUGACCAUGCUGGAGCCAAAUUCAAAUUGCACAUAAAUAGGAAAAGCUGACUAAGAGAACAUUUACAUGGCUGCAGUCCAAGGGGCUCCAGAGAUGUAGCUGCAAGAACCCAGCAAAUAUUGACGGAAAUGAGGAAAAUGGCUGUGACAAACAUGAAGAUCCAGACGAAGUGAGACUGGCAAAGAGCUUCACAUUAAAAGAACAGAGAUCAAAAGAAAGAGAAGCCAAGCCACAGACUGGGAGAAAAUAAUUUGCAAAAGGCCUAUCUGAUACAGGACUAUACCCAAAAUACACAAUGAAUUCUUAAAAUCCAACAAAAUGAACCCAAUUACAAAAUGGACCAAAGAACAGGACACUUCAUCAAAGAUAUACACAUGGUAAAUAAACAUAUAAAAAAAAUCCUCAACAUCAUAUGUAACCAGGGAAAUGCAAAUAAAAACAAGAUACCAUUAAAUACCUAUCAGAAUGGCAAAAUUUCAAAACAACGACACCACCAAAUGCUGGUAAGGAUGUGAAACAAAAUGAACUUUUAUUCACUGCUGAUAGGAAUGGGAGAUAAUAAAGACGGGAGAGAGUUUGGCAGUUUCUUACAAAACAAAACCCACUCUUACCAUAUUAUCCAGCAAUUAUGCUCUUUGGUACUUACCCAAAUAAGUUGAGAACUUAGAUCCACACAAAAACCUGCGCAUGGAUGUUUGUGGCAACUUUACUGGUAAUUGCCAAAACUUGGAAGUUGCCCUUUUACAGUGAGUGGUUAAGCAAACUGUGGUACAUCCCAACAAGGGAUAAUUAUUUAGCACUAAAAAGAAAUGGGCUAUCAAGCCAUGAAAAGACAUGGAGGAAACUUAAAUUCAGAUUACUAAGUAAAAGAAGUCAAUCUGAAAAGGCUGUAAACUGUAUGGUUUCAGCUACAGAACAUUCUGGAAAAGGCAAAACUAUGGAGACAGUAAGACGACCAGUGGCUGCGAGGGGCAAAGGGGGAAGGGAGGGUUGAACAGGUUGAGUAUAGAGAAUUUUUAGGCAGUAAAACUAUUCUGUAUACGAUGAUGGAUUUGUUAAACCCAUAGAAUAUACAAGACAAAGAGCAAACCCUAACGCAAACUACAGACUUAGGGUGAUAAUGAUGUGUCAAUGUAGAUUCACUGAUUGUAACAAAUGUACCACUCUGGAAUAGGGGUGCUGAUAGUGGGGAUGGGUGUACUUGUGUGGUGGCAGAGGUAUAUGGGAAUUCUUUACUUUCUGCUCCAUUUUGCUGUGAACCUAAAACAACCCUAAAAAAUAAAGUUUAAUACAAAAGAAAAAAGCAGGGACAUUUCAUGACACUGGAAAUACAAUAAAAUGUUGGAAGGUGAUCCAAACUUAGAAUUAUGUUAAUUUGCCAAGGUAUAAAAAGAAUGCUCACUUGCAAUUACACACGAAGGUAUUAUUAAAACUAUUCUUAAUACAUUUUUUUUUACCAAAGUAAUACACUUUUAUCAGUUUCUUUUACUACUAAAAUUAGUUUUACUUUUUUCAUUUACCUAUAACAUUUAUAACCAACAAUGUUUUUAAUGUGUUGAGAAAACAACUUAAAAAGUCAUAGAACGUUUUCUCCAAUGACUAAGAUUAUAUUGCACAAUUUCAACCUGCAGUCAUUUCUGUGGUCCCACACUACCAUGAAAAGCAGAACUGCCCAUACAAACAAGCCAUUUAAAUAGAAAUCUUCCAAGUAACUACAGAUUAUCCCUCAAUCCAUUUUAUUUUAUUUUAUUAAAAGAUUUUGUUUAUU